GACAACCAACGUGGGCCCGGGGGGGGGGGGGGCCCAUGUCCAACCUGCCUCGAUGCCGUCGAUCCCGGCACUUGCCGGAGUUCCUGGAACGGGACGAUCGCUUAGAUGGAAUCAUUAAUCCAACGCGAUUUUUUUUUUCCCAGUCCCGAAUCCUCCUCCCUCACUCUUUCCAAAGUUGUCCUAAAGUUGCUUUCUAAAGCAGUUGACCCAGUGAGCCGCCUAGGGCGGUCCCCACCGGGUUCCUCUUAAGAUUAGAGUUGCGCCCGCCACCGGGCUCGCCGUAAUUCCAGUACGUCAAAUCCCUGACGGCCGGAAGCUUCGGGUUGCUCCCUCUCCCUGCCACUUGGAUUUGACCCGUGACGGCGGGUUAAGGACCGCGUCGGAGACCCCCUUCGACCCGGAGCCCGAUUUCUAUUUGCAAAGGGUAUUAAAAGCGUACCCGUCCGGUUCAGAGUUGGCUCCGGUCGGCCUUCUCCUCAGGCCGCACAACCUCAACUGCGCUACUGGAAAGGAAUAAAAGCGGCUUGUCGCCAAGGGCCCAUUUCUGGUUCCGGGCCAUCUGCCGAAACGCCUUCAUCCUCCUGCCACUCCGACCCCUGGUCCCCCGGGGCCCCGCGGUCCAGCGACACCCAGGACUGACCUUGCCUGAGAAGUCGUCCGGCAUCGUGGGCAGAGCAAGGGCCUGGGACUCAGAAGGUCAAAAGUCACCCGACUUCUCUGGGCCUCAGUCACCUCAUCUGUAAAACGGGGAUGAAGACGGCCUCGUUCGGUGGCAGCUGCCCGCUGUACGGCCGACCCGACUGGAACGGCUCGGUGCUGUCUCUGCCCCAGCCCUCCGCCCCUUCCCUCUGCUACUUCGUGGCCGGCACCUCGGGCUUUCUGGGCCUCUACUGCCUCUUGGUCCUGCUCUACUGGAUCUACAGCAGCUAUAUCGAAGACUCUCCAAGGGGUCGGGUCGCCCUGGGCGUCAGCCUGGCCGUGUCGGCCGUCGGCGUCUCGGCGGUGCUGCUGACGGCCUGUAUCCUGCAGGUGGGCACCGACAGUCUGUGCGCCUCCCUGGUGCGCUCCAAGGCGGUCAAGAGCUGCCCUGAGGUCGAGAAGAUUUCCUGGACACCCCCUGGGACCGGACUGCAAUCUUAUACUAACUUGCACAAUGCUACGGCGGCCUCUUGGGUGAGCCUAGCUCUGUGGUGUCUGAUUCUGAUGCUGCAGGGGGUAGAGUGGAAGUAUCAAACUCCCCCGUUCCGGCCCUCGGAGCGAGGGGACCCGGAGUGGAGCUCGGAGACGGAUGCCCUCUUCAGGUCUCGACCCUCCCCCACCUCGAGGGGCAAUUGAAAGCGACAUUUCCGCCCCCAGCCAAAGACUCAUCUCCCAAGCGCCUGGAGCCGCACGUGUCCGCCAGACGGGUUUUCUUCCACUCUUCCGUGAGAAACGGUUAACGCCUCCCUCCCUUAUCCCCUUCUGCUGCUGUUUUUGUACUAAUAAAAGUCCUCCCCUCCACCCUC
Messenger RNA from Ornithorhynchus anatinus (platypus), 1505 nucleotides. RefSeq names its product transmembrane protein 179B (gene TMEM179B). The coding region runs from base 751 to 1335 and encodes 194 amino acids. The transcript has 5 exons. The record is from RefSeq and is a predicted model, not a curated record. NCBI's taxonomy places the organism in Eukaryota, Metazoa, Chordata, Mammalia, Monotremata, Ornithorhynchidae.